Mycena indigotica is the source of this 1869-nucleotide messenger RNA. Its product is annotated as FAD-binding FR-type domain-containing protein. NCBI's taxonomy places the organism in Eukaryota, Fungi, Basidiomycota, Agaricomycetes, Agaricales, Mycenaceae. The coding region runs from base 1 to 1869 and encodes 622 amino acids. Gene Ontology annotation, cellular component: plasma membrane; NADPH oxidase complex. The record is from RefSeq and is a predicted model, not a curated record. Gene Ontology annotation, molecular function: superoxide-generating NAD(P)H oxidase activity. Gene Ontology annotation, biological process: superoxide anion generation; defense response. The transcript has 6 exons.
AUGCCACUCACUUCCCCAAAUCGUUCUUCGGGGCUCGAUUUUUCGGAUGGCAACCCUCCAGCCGCGCUGGUACCACAGGACAUUACGUCUCCCCCAGUCCGAUCCUUUUCUUCAGCUUCCCGCAAUAAAGCAGAGCGUGCGCGUCUCCAGGGCCUCCAACUUCCAUCCACACCUCCCGUCAACGACCGUUUUCGUCAUGAUCCCACCCGCAAAAUCAAGCUGACUGAGCGAAUAAGCCUUUGGAUGAUAAACGAGGGCCGCCAGAAAGUCUUCUUUGCCGUCUUUCUGCUGCUGCACCUCCUUGUCGCUAUAUUUGGCUUCGUCCAUUAUGGGCUGAAGGACAACCUCAAGAAUGCAAGAGCCACGUUUGGCAUCACCUACACAAUCGCUCGGGCAACUGCUCUGGUCCUGCAUAUCGAUGUCAUCUUCAUCCUUCUUCCCGUUUGCCGAAACUUCAUCACUGUCCUGCGACGCACACCAUUGGGAGAUGUCAUUCCUUUCCACAAGAACAUAACCCUCCACAAGGCGACCGGAUGGGCUAUUCUCAUCGGUUCUGUCGUCCACGUUCUUGCACAUCUGGUGAAUUUAUUCAAGUUGACAAUGGCGGAUACCUCAGCAACAACCACUGGUGCUCGGAUUGCUUUCUUCAUCACGGCCAAUUUUGUGAUUGGGCCACUCAUUACGGGCUGGCUCAUGCUUAUAUGCCUCGGUGUUAUGGUCUACUUCAGCACCGAGAAGCGUCGAACAAGGAAGAAUGGCGGAUUCGAAAGGUUCUGGUAUACCCACCACCUCUUCGUCCCCUUCUUCAUCUUGUGGCAAUUCCACGGCAUGUUUUGUAUGAUCAAACCGGAUCGCCCGCCUUUUUGUUCUUGGAACACCAUUGGCGUUUUUUGGCGUUACUGGAUUGUCGGUGGCCUCAUUUGGAUAUCGGAGCGCAUUCUUCGGGAGGUUCGCUCUCGUCAUGUCACCUACAUCUCGAAAGUCAUUCAACAUCCAUCGGACGUGAUGGAGCUCCAAAUCAAGAAGGAAAAAACGACUACCCGCGCUGGCCAGUACAUCUUCAUUAACUGCCCGGAGAUCUCGUACUUCCAAUGGCACCCCUUCACGUUGACGAGCGCCCCAGAGGAGGAUUAUAUCUCCGUUCACAUUCGUGUCACUGGCGACUUUACCCGGGCGCUGGCUAAAUCAGUUGGCUGUGAUUUUGAAGGGGCCAAGACUAAAGCUGCUGCUGCUGUGUCAGAAAAGGGCAAGGAGGCCGAAGCCACUGUUGUCGCUGCUGCUGCGAACCCAAGACUCAAUCGCGUUCUCCCCCGGAUUAUGGUAGAUGGUCCGUUUGGGAGUUCGUCUGAAGAUUUCUUGAAUUUCGAGACGGUUCUUCUUGUCGGUGCUGGUAUUGGCGUUACUCCGUUUGCAUCCAUCCUCAAGUCAAUCUGGUACCGCAUGCAGAACUUCAGCGACGCCAAGAAAACGCGCCUGUCAAAGGUCUACUUUACCUGGGUCAUACGCGACUUUGGCACAGCCGAAUGGUUCCAUUCGUUACUCCGAGCCAUCGAAGAGCAAGACUCGCAAAGCAAGAUUGAGAUCAACAUCUACCUGACUGGCCCUAUUCAAGUUGAAGACGUCAACAACAUUGUCGUCCAUGACGUUGGGGCGGAGAAGGAUGCGAUCACUUCGCUGCGUGCCCCCACCCAUUACGGGCGGCCGAAUUGGGAAAAGGUCUUCAAGUCGCUGGGCGACAAGCACUCGCAAUCCGACAUUGGCGUGUUCUAUUGCGGCCCCAAAGCCCUCGCCUCCACCUUGCGCUACCAGUGCAACAAGAACUCGGAUGCCCGUGGUGCGCGGUUCUUCUUCGGGAAAGAGAACUUCUGA